Paramacrobiotus metropolitanus is the source of this 841-nucleotide messenger RNA. Its product is annotated as transmembrane protein 14C-like. The coding region runs from base 171 to 494 and encodes 107 amino acids. Gene Ontology annotation, biological process: regulation of heme biosynthetic process. The record is from RefSeq and is a predicted model, not a curated record. NCBI's taxonomy places the organism in Eukaryota, Metazoa, Tardigrada, Eutardigrada, Parachela, Macrobiotidae. Gene Ontology annotation, cellular component: mitochondrial membrane. The transcript has 4 exons.
CAGUGUUGCACUUCAUUUUAUUUCCUGUUGGUCCAGUGUUUAAUAGUGUUGGUUUUUUAUUUUGGGAUAGCAACAAAUACUACAGAGUACUUGUUUUAAGGUUUAGGUACCCAGGAGGCUAAGACCCAAGUUAACGAAAGUCAACAGCGAUUAUAAAAAUUAUCAGUAAGAUGCCUCCAGUAGCGCCCGUAUCUCCUGAUUACCUUGGAUUUCUGUACGCCGCGGUCGUUGCAGCCGGAGGACUGGCAGGAUAUGCCAAAAAAAAAAGCAUAGUUUCCUUGAUUAUGGGGCUGUUGUUCGGAGCAUUACUCGGGUUAGGAUCGUAUUUGACCAGUUACGACUACGGAAACGUGCUGGUCUCAACAGCUGCGAGUGGCCUUCUAACAGCGAUAAUGGGACUCCGUUUUAAUAAAUCUGGAAAAUUUAUGCCUGCCGGAAUGGUUUGCUUAAUCAGUCUUUUGAUGCUUGUAAGAUAUGGCAUCCGGCUUGUCUGAUGAGUGACAAUCCCGAAUCAAGCCAGAUCGUUCCUUGAGAAGUGUGGAAUAAUGAGUUCGCCGACAGUUUAAACUGGGAAGAUGCCAUUGAUAUGCUGCAGUGACGCAGUCCUGGACGUAUUCUUAGACUACUCGGUACAUAUUUUAUUGUACAUUUUUGUUUUUUUAAUUUAGUUGUCGACCCAUCGUUCUGUUAUUUCGAGUGAUGAGUUAUGUAUUUGGCGCACAACCGUGAUCGUUAUUUAAUGUUCUGUCAAACAACCGCGUAUGCUGAUGGCUCGCACUUUCUUCGGCACAUACGUAUUCAUGAUGUGAUCAGCUGUGCAACAAAAAUAAUCGUGAGUCUU